CGAGAUUUGUCCCGUUCCCUUAAUUCGGACCCCCGGACAGAAAAGAAAUUCGAAACAAGCCCCAAAAGAGAGAGGCUUUUGGGUUGGAUUGGAUCAAAUAUCAUCAUCAGAUCACUGAAUCAAAAACACGCGCACCACAUCGAUGCACUGUGUUUUGUGCUACCCAUCCAAUCAUCAUCAUUAAUCACCCCCCCCUCCCCAAUUACAUUCCAAAUCCCGUCCUCCACCGCCCACGGCGGCAUUCGGCCGUCUUUCCGACUGAAAAUUUCGAUAAGCUCGUCAUCGUCCCGGCCGACUGUCGGAUCUUUUAAACCCUGGCCGUGUAAUUUUUACGGGUUGUGAUGUUAUUACAGCGAUCUUGACUAUUAUCAUCCUUCUUGUUCUUCCAACUCGGAAAUCGAGCAGGUUUUUGGAUCGAUUUGGGUGGGGAAAAUGGCUCAGGGUCAGACUCAAGCUCCCAAUAUGGAUCAAUUCGAGCUCUAUUUCAGGAGAGCAGAUGUGGAUCAGGAUGGUCGGAUUAGUGGAAACGAAGCCGUUUCGUUCUUUGAAGCCACCAAUUUGCCUAGACCAGUUCUCGCUCAGAUAUGGACAAUAGCAGAUCAAAAUCGAACUGGUUAUCUUGGUCGGCAAGAAUUUUAUAAUGCUCUUAAGCUAGUUACCGUAGCUCAAAGUAAGCGAGAAUUGACACCGGAGAUUGUAAGAGCUGCAUUAUUCAGUCCAGCUUCCGCACAAAUCCCUCCUCCCAGGAUUGAUCUUAAACCAACAGCAGGCCCUCAAGCAAACAUACCAGUAAGAUCAUCUGUCCCACCGCCGUCUGCUGCUCCUGCACCUCAAACAAUUGGCUUUACACCCCAACAUAAUCAAGUUAUGCGCCCUCCUCGACCCCCAACUCCUGCUGCUACUUUCCAGUCUCCACCAGUUGUUAAUGGUCCACAAAUGCCUCAAUAUGGAGGUUCAAAUGUAGUUUCUCAACCACCAAAUUCCUCUGCUUGGGUUGGAGGAAACAAUGUUGUUCCGCAGGCAGCGCGUCCUCCUCAACCUGUUAGAAGCGUAGGACCGACUGGUCAGGAUGGUCUUGCCUUGGUUCCAUCUGGUUUACCAACUUCUACACAGCCUGGAGCCCAAGCAACUUCGGGUUAUGUGCAACCUGCUCAACCUAGGCCAAGUGUUACUUCACUUGAUAACAAGGUGGAAACAAAAGAUUCCAAAGCACUUACUGUUGUAGGAAAUGGACAUGCUUCAGACUCGUUGUUUGGAGAUGUGUUUUCAGUCACACCCGCUCAAGCAAAACCAGAGACUUCCAAUGCCCCAUCUGGUGUUAUCAGUUCUUCUGUGCCAUCAACCGUUGUCCCAACAUCGGUGGGAGUGCAAUCCAUAAUGAAAUCAAGCCCCCUUGAUUCUUCCCUGCAGGUUACACCUCCUCAUCCCCCUACGGGUGGUCAACAUCAAGGGCAAAUACCAGCCAAGCCAAACAACCAAGUAACAGGGCAAGCAACCCCAGGACUGCGUAGUGGCCCAGGAAAUUCUUCCACCGCAGAGUCCCAGGUUGCAUGGCCAAGGAUGACCCAGUCCGACAUUCAAAAAUAUAGCAAAGUGUUUAUGCAAGUGGAUACCGACCGUGAUGGAAAAAUCACCGGCGAACAGGCUCGAAACCUUUUCCUUAGCUGGAGGCAACCAAGAGGUAGGACUGCGUAAUAUUGUGCACACUCUCUCCUCACACACAAUUUUGUAUAAAUCAAUGUGUCGCUUGUUUCUUUCUUAGAUAGUAUGUGAAAUACUGUUUCAAUGACAGUAUUUUGUUCCGAUUUUAACUUACUAGAACAUGUGUAUUUACAGAACGUGGGCAACAUAUGGUCCAUAUAUCCAAUCUUGCAUAGUGGGAUAAAGCCUCAGUUGUUUAUAUUGUUGUUGUGUCCAGUUACUGUUACCUCAUUAAUGUUUUACUUGUUUUUUAAAGUUGCAAAAAUCUAUGUCAUUACUUGGAAACUUAUCUGUGAUCGUGCUUGCUUGUAGAUACGACCAUGUUUUCCCUUCCUUGGAAGAGAUGAGAUCCUUGGUUUAGUGAUUCACCUUGUUCUUGGCAUUGUUGUUUAACUGGUGGAUAGUUUAAAUGGACCAUGUAGGAUCCAGCUCUCUUAACAGCAUGCAACCUAAGUGAAUCAGGGGUUAUGAAUGGAUCGAGUCAUCUAUUUAAUUAACGCUUUUUUUUGCCCAUUAUGUAUCUUCUAUCAGUUAAAUGUCAUCAGGAACUUGGGAUGCAUGUACAUAUUAGCUGAUACAUCCUAACCAUUUUGAUUGCAUGUCCUGUGCUGUUAUUUGUCUUAGCAUAAAGUGUUUGCAUCAAUUUCAUUAUUGUAAACUUAGUUUCUGAGGCUGUUUCUCUUGCAUGGAUUCUGUUGUUCAAAAAGUUUCUCCUUCCUAACGCACUGUAUCAACGUUUUCAUGUGUUCCUAUUUUAGAGGUCUUAAAACAGGUGUGGGAUUUGUCUGAUCAAGACAAAGACAGCAAGCUUUCCUUAAAAGAAUUUUGUAUAGCACUCUAUUUGAUGGAACGGUAUCGUGAAGGCCGCCCUCUUCCUUCUGAGCUUCCGAGUAGUAUAAUGUUUGAUGAGGCACUGUCUGCUUCUAUCCCAACUGUUGUACCGCAUGAUAAUGCUGCUUGGAGAGCUAAUCCUGCUUACCAACAACCACAAACGACUAGGGCAGUUCAACCAGGUGCUUUUCCUGGGAAGCCACCUCGUCCAGUUCCUGUUCCUCUACCUGAUGAUGGCAUGCAACCAAGUCGUCAGCAAAAACCAAAAGUUCCAGUUCUGGAAAAGCAUCUCUUAGAUCAACUAAGCAGCGAAGAACAGAAUUCGCUGAAUUCAAAAUUCCAGGAAGCAUCUGAUGCAGAAAAGAAGGUCGCAGAAUUGGAGAAGGAGAUAUUAGAUGCAAGAGAAAAGAUUCAGUUCUAUCAUUCAAAGAUGCAAGAAAUUGUGGGUAUCUCUUCUGUUUUUCUGGACAUUAACCAUGUGUUUUUAAUUUUAUUUUGUUUUUGGUUUUUACUUACCCACUUUCAGCAGUUGAUAAUUUCUUCUUUUCUAGAAAAAGGUCUGUUUUAUACUUCGACGAUAAAAUAUCCUUUCUACUUUAGUUCUUUUUACAAGUGCGAUUCUGGUAAGCAUUGUAAUGGAUGUCUGGGUUGGUUCUACUUGUGUUUUAAUGUUGUGUUGGGAUUCAUGUUUUGGUUUGAAUAUCUUUUAAUUUGUCACUUUCUGCACUUGGCGAUGGUGUGGAGAAGCCUCUUCUUCUAUUCUUUGGUGCAAUGGUGUGAUGGUUUAAUAGCUAUCAUGAAAAGGCUAAUAUACUUGCUGUAUUUGGGCUUGCAUUGGGUUGCAAAUAGUGGCCAAACAGUUCUACUUAUGCAUUUCUGCACUGUAAUUGGCAUUCAGGUCUUCUAUAAAAGCCGAUGUGACAAUCGACUGAAUGAGAUCACAGAAAGGGUUUCUGCUGAUAAGAGAGAGGUUGAGUCAUUGGGAAAGAAAUAUGAAGAGAAAUACCGGCAGGCUGGAGAUGUGGCAUCCAAGUUGACUAUAGAAGAGGCCACAUUCCGAGACAUUCAGGAUAAGAAGAUGGAGCUAUAUCGAGCAAUUGUCAAACUGGAACAGGAUGGUGGUGGUGAUGGUAUUGAGGAGCGGGUUAACCGUAUACAGUCGGAGCUGGAGGAACUUGUAAAAGCACUUAAUGAACGUUGCAAAACUUAUGGAUUACGUGCCAAACCAACAUCAUUGGUUGAGCUGCCAUUUGGUUGGCAACCUGGUGUCCAAGAAGGAGCCGCUGAUUGGGAUGAGAAGUGGGAUUUGUUUGAAGAUGAAGGAUUUGUUACUGUCAAAGAGCUCACCCUGGAUGUGCAAAAUGUCAUAGCUCCACCUAAACCCAAGUCCACAUUGAAAGAUUUAGAAUCUUCAAGAGAUGGAAACACAAUUGCUAAACCGUUAUCUGGUGCUGAUGACAAGUCAGAGAACGUGGAGAGGAAACCUGAGAAUGAGAAUGAUAGAGUGGAUGCCCAGGGUGACGAGACAGCUAGCAGUCCAUCGGAGAGUCCAGUACGUAAUAAUGCUCUCGAGAGUGAAUAUAAAGAGUUUGAAGACCGUUUCAAAAAGGACGCCAGUUUUGAUGGUUCACCCCAUGCUAAUCAUAGUGAGCAUGGGGGUCACGAAUCUAGAUUUGACAGAGGUUUUGAUGAACCUGGCUGGGAUGCGUUUGAUUCACAAUAUGAUACUGAUGGUGCCUUGGACUUCAAUCAUUUAAAGAAGGAUGUGGAUUCUGAGAGGCAAAAUGAGAAUUCUUCUUUUGGUUUUGAUGACUGGAACUUAAACCCUAUUAGAACAGGCCCCCCUCGCACUGAAAACAUCUACCAGAAACAGGGUCCAUUCUUUGAUUCUGUACCAAGUACCCCUAGUUACAAUACGGGCAACUCCCCUGUUGGAGAAAAUAUAUUCCAGAGGAACAGUACCUUUUUUGCAGACUCCGUACCAAGCACACCAAUGUACAGUUCAAAUAAUUCCCCACGAAGAUUUGAAGGGGCAGAACGUUCUUUCGAUAGCUUUUCAAGAUUUGAUUCCUUCAAUAUGCAAGAUGGUGGCCUAUUUACACCAAGAGAGCCCAUGCCCAUGGCUUUUUCAAGAUUUGAUUCGAUGCGCAGCUCCAGGGAUUCUGAAUAUGAUAAUGGCCUUUCUGCGACGCGUGACUCAUUGACAAGAUUUGAUUCCUUCCGCAGCAUGGCAGAUUCUGAUUACAAUUUUGGCCUUUUCCCACCUCGCGAGCCAACGAUGGCUAGAUUUGAUUCUACUGUUAGUAACAAAGAUUCUGAUUUUGGUCAUAGAUUUUCAUCUUUUGAUGAUGCUGAUCCUUUUGGAUCUAAUGAUCCUUUUAAGACAUCUUUGGAAAGUGAAACACCAAGGAGCCAGGUUGAUUGGAAUGAUCAUUUUAAGGUGUCUUUCGAUAGUCAAACGCCAAGGAGAGAUUCUGAUACUUGGAAUGAUCCGUUUAAGACAUCGUUUGAUAGUCAGACGCCAAGGAGAGACUCUGGUACUUGGAGUGCUUUUUAGUUGAGCAAUUUGUCGUUAUAUACAUUUGAUGCAGGCAGUGUGUGUGUUCAUUAUAAAGGUAAUUUUUUCGGAGGUUUAGCUGGCGUAGGUUUGGCGAGUUUGCUUGUUCCGUUUGUUCCUUGUAGAGAUUGUGAAUUCGUCACAAAGCCCCGGCCUUGUAAUUUUAUCACUUUGGUUAUUUCUAUUCAUUCUUAUAUUGUAUUUUUCCAUAUUGAACAAAACUUUAGUGGUGCUCAGUCUUAUUUAUUUCUUAGCUGUGUAAAAUGUGUACUACUAUCAUCUUUACAGAUUGAAAGUUUAAUGAAAUGAGUCCAAAUUUUUGCUUCCAAGGAAUAAAGUUGGCCUUUGGACCCCUCAAAAACUCUAUGAACUCAUCACGCUGAACUCAAGACCCUAAUUCUCAAUCUACUCUCGCUCAACGCAUUAGAUAUGGGUGAUAUGAUAUCUACAACACAAAAUAGAAAACAAACAGAACAAUGAACAAAACAACACCUUGUAUUUAUGAAUACAACCAUUGUGUUCUUGGUAUUUCAGAUGAAUUUUACAAAAUGCACUUUGCAAUCAUAAAAUCUUUUGCAAAGAGAAACAGCAUCGUUUGGUCAAGCCUUGGCUGCAAAAAUUUCCAGCAAGGAAGACCAUGUUCCUGAAACAGAUAGUACUAAACCAAACACAAUGAUUGCCACAUCCAGAGUCAACUCCGGCCACCCCAACUCUUCCUUAUACACAAUCAAGUGGAACAACGCCGGCAAAACAAAACCAAGAAUAAUGCAAACACUACUACCCACUAGAGACAAGAAAUCAGCAAAAUUUGGUACCAGUAAAGCAACCAAAGUCACUGCCAAAACAAUCACCCACCGAAGCCACAAGGAAUACCUGGCUUCACAAAACCUCCUCUCCACCACUUCAUAUACUGGAUUCAUCAUCAGUGGAAACGUAAAGAAUAGGUUUAUGCACAAUCCUAACUGAACAAGGGUGCUCAGCAAACCAAAUCCCAAAUUGGUAGUGAUGAUAUCUUUAGUUUCUUCUCCAAAAGCAAAAUAACCCAACACUCCAAAUCCUCCAUACAUCAAAGAUAUGAAAGCCAUGGAGAUUCCCAAUAUCUUACCAAACUUCUGCUUAUCUUUCAUCUCUGCUUCCAGUGGCAAUACCAUUCCAAUACCUUCAAAAGCAUAUACAGCAACUCCAAGGCCAUAAAAGAACACAUUGAACCCACCAAAAGCUUCCAAAGCGGGCCUGUUUUUCAGAAAAAUAAGAACAUCUUCAACCAUCACCACUCCCAUAGCUCCAAGAUCAACAACAUCAGCAAAGAUGCUCAAAGGGGCCAGAUGGGUCAGUGUUGGAAUUGCGUUCAAUCCCAGUUGGAAUGGAAAGCAGCUCCAUAUAUACACCACUUUGGGAGAAAUCCCCAAGAUCUUGGGAGUGGGAUCAGUUGGAGAAUAAUUGAAUAUGUAUGCUAAGGUAUUUGCAAUAAAGAUCAUAUAACUUAUACAAAAACCAGCCUGAGACAGAACAAUCAUGACAUCAACGGCAAACCUGCCGAUUGGACCACAUACAGCAAAGCCAAGAUCACCAAAAGAUGAGAUCUUGGAGGAGAGCUUUUUGGUACUGGAUUUCUUGGAUUCAAGGCGCCGGCGUGUUUUAACCAAAAGCAUCAUACAAUGAUAGGUGAAAAAGGCGACAGAGAAAAGCAUAAUUGCGCCCAUAACCCAUCCUGUUUUCUUGAAAGUAUAAGGAAGGCCUAAAACGCCAGCCCCAACUAUGGCUAUGAAGACAUUAGCAAACGUCUUGGCGGGAGAUGAAAGAUGUUGGUCGCAGGAAAGGAGUGGAGUUUCUUCCCUAGGAAUGUUUAGAACAUGUGAAGAUGAACUUGCUUCAUCUUUCUCAAAUCCCAUGAUUAUUAUAUUCCCCAAUUACUACUAUAAAAUUGGAAUAUCACAAUCAGCAAAUGAAAACAAUCAGAGCCCGGGGAGAGGAUGAAAGAUGAAGAUAUGGGUUCAGCUUCGUGUGUUCCAAAAACUGAAUUCCUAGGUUUCAGUCCGAUUGAAAUGAAUUUUUCACAGACCAAAUGUUGUUGAUGAUGAUGAUGAAAAAGGGUGGAUGAGAGAGGAGGAGAGAAUUGGUCAGGGAUUUCGAGUCUUUCUUGUUAUGCGAUUUUAAUAUAGAUCUAAUCUAAUAAUAAUGGUCAUUGAGACGUUUCUUCGCUUUUAGUUUUGGUCAUUGUCGCGAUUUAGGGGAUGCAUCGCAGCAGGUGGCAGGAAAAAGCGUCCCAUGCAGCACCAUAAUUCGACAACGACUUCUUUAUACAUUUUC
This is a messenger RNA of Oldenlandia corymbosa var. corymbosa, 7399 nucleotides long. The record is from the annotation of a GenBank genome assembly. NCBI's taxonomy places the organism in Eukaryota, Viridiplantae, Streptophyta, Magnoliopsida, Gentianales, Rubiaceae.